Messenger RNA from Penicillium antarcticum, 7674 nucleotides. RefSeq names its product type I polyketide synthase. Lineage: Eukaryota; Fungi; Ascomycota; Eurotiomycetes; Eurotiales; Aspergillaceae. The record is from RefSeq and is a predicted model, not a curated record. The coding region runs from base 1 to 7674 and encodes 2557 amino acids. The transcript has 6 exons. Gene Ontology annotation, molecular function: fatty acid synthase activity; oxidoreductase activity; 3-oxoacyl-[acyl-carrier-protein] synthase activity. Gene Ontology annotation, biological process: secondary metabolite biosynthetic process; fatty acid biosynthetic process.
AUGCGUCUCCAACAACCCUCCGGGACGGGCACGCCAGUCACCGAGCCCGCCACUGUCCCAGAAGCCGAACUCACCGGUGAUGCUCCAAAGCGCAUGGCCAUUAUCGGUAUGUCCUGCCGCCUCCCAGGCGAUGUUUCGACGCUCGAUGAAUUCUGGGAUCUCUGCUCCAGAGGCCGCAGUGCCUGGUCGCCAGUUCCGAAGAACAGAUUCAACGCUGGGUCCUUCUACCACCCUCACCAGGACCGUCCUGGCUCGUUCAACCCAUUGGGAGCCCAUUUCCUGAAAGAAGAUCUCGGGUUAUUCGAUGCGCCUUUCUUCAAUAUCACUCUUCAAGAAGCCCGGUCCAUGGAUCCGCAACAGCGUAUUAUGCUCGAGUGUGUGUAUGAAGCUCUCGAAAACUCCGGUAUCCCCCAACAAGAUAUUGUUGGAAAGAAGGUGGGGGUUUUUGCUGGUGGCUCAUUCCCCGACUAUGAGAUCAACAACACGAGGGAUAUUGACGGUAUCCCAAUGUAUGCCGCUACGGGUACAGCUAUGGCAUUGCAGGCAAACCGUGUCUCAUAUUAUUUUGACCUGAACGGACCUAGUGUUUCUGUCGAUACGGCUUGCUCUUCAAGUUUGUCUGCUCUGCAUCUGGCUUCGCAAAGUAUUCGGAAUGGCGAAUGUUCGCUCGCUAUCGUAGGAGGAUGUCACUUGAACAUUAUCCCUGAGGCCUUUGUGUCUAUGACUCGUUCUAGACUGCUUUCUGACACCGGCCGCUCAUACGCGUUUGAUCAUCGAGCAACUGGAUUCGGCCGUGGUGAAGGUGCAGGAUGUAUUAUAUUGAAAUCUCUUGAAGACGCCGAAGCUGCUGGUGACGCGAUUCGAUCUGUCAUUGUGAAUAGUGGUCUCAAUCAAGAUGGGCGCACCAGAGGUAUCGCAAUGCCCAACGGGGAAGCCCAGGAAGCAUUGAUCCGCCAAGUCUAUAAGGAAGCACGGAUCGAUCCGAAAUUGGUCGGAUUCGUGGAAGCACAUGGCACUGGUACCAAAGUCGGUGAUCCGCUUGAGGCUACGGCGCUUAACGCUGUAUUUGGUGAGGGCCGAACUCCGCGCCAACCGUUGCUCAUUGGCUCUGUCAAGUCCAACAUUGGUCACUUGGAGGGUACUAGUGGAGUCGUCUCUGUGAUCAAGGCUGCGCUGGCACUUGAGCGAGGCUUCGUUCCUCCGAAUUGCAAUUUUGAAAAGGCUAAUGAAGAGAUUCCCAUGGAAAAGUGGAAUAUGAAAGUUCCUAAGAAAUUGAUGCCAUGGCCUCGCGGCAAGCCCUACGCAAGUGUGAACAACUUUGGUUUUGGCGGGACCAACGCCCAUGUUAUCCUCGAGCGUGGCCCCCGUCAUGAAGGUGAAGGUGCCGCAUAUACUGACCCUUUAAAGCGCAAACUGUAUGUUGUUUCUGGAUACGACAAGCAAGCAGCCGUUCAGAUGGGAAAAGGACUCGGAGGGUAUCUAGACCUUUACCCACCGGUCUUUAAUGACAGUCUCCUGGAUAACAUGGUCUAUACACUGGGCCAGCGCCGAAGCUUCCUCCCGUGGAGGUUCGCCGUUUCUUCCCAGGUGACUACGGAAUUGAACAACGCUCUUUUGAACAUGGAACCUGUUCGAUCUUCGAAAGAGCCCACUGUUGGCUUCGUCUUCACUGGACAGGGUGCACAAUGGCAUGGCAUGGGCAAGGAGCUCCUUAGCACUUAUCCGGUCUUUGAGAAAACGAUGAAAUCCGUCGAUGAAUGUUUGAGGUUGCUUGGUGCCUCUUUCUCGAUUAUUGAUGAGCUGCUCUUGACAGACCCAAGCAACAGCUCAAUCUCGGCAGCAUAUAUGAGUCAGCCUGCUUGUACCGCAGUGCAAUUGGCCUUGGUGGACUUACUCUCAUCGUGGGGUAUUCAUCCAAAGGCAGUAGUUGGUCACUCCAGUGGAGAGAUUGCAGCAGCUUACGCAGCUGGGAUCUUGACAUUAGAGGACUGUGUCCGUAUCGCCUACUCUCGUGGUGUCGCAGCCAACCUGGUUGCAAAUGACAAAUCCAUCAAGGGUGGUAUGUUGGCUGUUGGUGCUAGUGCUUCAGACAUUCAGCAAAUCCUGGAUGCCAUGCGCGGCAACGAGGCUGUUAUUGCAUGUGUAAACAGCGAGUCUAGCGUCACCUUGUCCGGCGACGCAGAAGUCAUUAUCGUUCUCCAAAACGCUUUGGACAAGGAGGGAAUCUUCACUCGCCGACUGCAAGUUGAUGUUGCCUACCACUCUCAUCAUAUGAAGAUUGUAUCCCAGCAGUAUCGGUCAUUGCUCGGGAAAAUCGUGCCCCGAGACUCAACCGUUCCUUUCCACUCAACCGUACAAGGCAAAUUGGUGUCUGGAAGUACCUUGGACGCAUCGUACUGGGUUGAAAACCUGGUUUCCCGAGUUGAGUUCGUCAAAGGCAUGAAGAGUCUGUUGACAGAUGAGCAGGCCGCCUCUCCCGUUACCACAUUGGUCGAGAUUGGCCCUCACCCUGCUCUGCAGACACCCGUCAAAGACAUUGCUCAGACGUACGCGCCCAAAAGCAACGUGCAGUACCUACACACUUUGAAGCGGAAGGUCGAUGCUGUUGAGGCCGUCCAGAACUUGGCUGGCUCCUUGUUCACGAACGGGAUGAGCCUCAACUUCCAGGCUAUCAACUUCCCCAACCUCAGUCCAUCGUCAAGAAAGCCAUCUGUCGUGACGAAUCUACCCAGGUAUCCCUGGAACCACACUGAAAGGUACUGGUUCAGUUCAAGACUAGGUGAUAAUCACUUCCAUCGUCAAUUCCCUCGCAGCGACAUCCUUGGCUCACUUACCAUGGAGAACGUGGACUUUGAGCCCCGAUGGAGAAAUACCAUUCGCGCCGAUGAUCACCCUUGGAUCCGCCAGCACAAGGUUCACGACAGCAAUGUGUAUCCCAUGACAGGGUUCCUGGCCAUGGCAAUGGAAGCGAUCUCUCAGCACGCUCAGAUCCACCACAUCACCCCAGGCAAGAUUGACCUGCGUGAUAUUUUCAUCAACCGCGUCCUCACCGUCCCGGACAACUCGUCCGUAGAGACCAUGCUCAGCCUCCGACCAACACGCACUGAGGCCCCUAGUAAAUCCGUCCUCGGCUGGCACGAGUUCAAGGUUUUCUCAUGGGCUGAAGGUCGUGGAUGGGAUCAGCACUGCAAUGGCUUCAUCAUGGUCCAAGAAGCCAAAGAUGUCAAUCCUGUCGAUGGUUCUCGACAGCAGCUUGAGACAACUGCUCGCUUUGCGCAAGAAGCAUUGGACAUGCGCCACGCUUGCAAUGUGCCAAUUGACAGUGAGAUGCUCUACAAGAAUAUCUCGGGCGGUGGUGUCCACUAUGGUCCUCUUUUCCAACGAUUGACUGAUAUCUCGGUCGACAAGGAUUGUCGGGCCAUGGCCACCAUCUGUGUUCCAGAUACCAAAGCAGCCAUGCCCUACCAACACGAGACUCCAUGCAUCGUACACCCAGUCACACUUGAUCUGUGUAGUCAGGUUAUGUGGGUUCUUCGUGGCUAUGGUGAGCCUUCACCCCAGGUGACCCAUGUUCCAUCCCAUGUCAAGAGUAUCUCGGUUUCAUUGAGUCAAAAAAUCACUGUCGGCACCAAGCUUCAACUGUAUGGCCAGCAGUCCGGCAGUGAAUCCGCUGCUGACCCCGAGAACAAUCGUAUCUUUGCCACCGAUCCCAGCAACUCGGCCAACUUGUUGAUUGACAUUAACGGUAUUACGCUGGUGCCCGUGUCUAACGACCUCAAGGGAUCCAAGGACAAUGCCCCUGAUCAGAUCUGUUACAAGUUACAAUAUGAGCCUUGCUUUGACUUCCUGUCCGGGGAGGAUUACCGUCAGCUUGCACGCCCGGAGACCGACACAGCCCAGGGAAUAAAGCGCAUGCAGCAACUGGAAUCCGUUGCAGAGUACUAUCUGCGCAAAAUGCUGAAGUCUAUUUCAGAGGACGAGGUGUCCACCUUUGAACCUCAGCACCAGAAGUUCUACCGCUGGGCCCAGCACACCUGUGAAAAGGCUAGCCCAGCAGAAGCUCCAUCGCUUGACGUUCUUGAACAAAACCGAACCAUCAAUGGAGCCGGUCAACUGACAUUCAAGGUUGGAGAGCUACUGCCUCAAAUUCUUCGUGGCAAGGUCGAUGCCCUGACUGUCCUCCUGGAGGAUGAUGGAAUCGGCGGGUAUUACAGUGACCUCGAUGCUCUCCGUGAGGCCUACGCCAAUGUCUCUGUUGUGAUCGAUAAGAUGGCCCAUCAGAAUCCCGAGCUAAAUAUCAUCGAGAUCGGUGCUGGUACCGGUGGUGCUACUAUGCCCAUCCUCCAAAGCAUGGGCGGAGGUGAAGCAGGAUCUACGCCGCGAUUCGGACACUACACUUACACCGAUAUCUCUCCUGGCUUCUUCGAGAAAGCCAAGACCAAGUUCGAGAACUGGGGCCAUCUCAUGACUUACCAGACUCUUGAUAUCUCCGCUGAUCCCACCGGGCAGGGCUUCAACACUGGCACAUAUGAUGUUGUUGUUGCGUGUAAUGUGUUGCAUGCUACGUCCAAUAUUAAUGAGACCAUGGCCAACAUCCGGUCUCUCCUUAAGUCUGGCGGUAAGAUCAUUUUGAUCGAGGAAACUGUUCCCAAGGCUCGCCAUUUCCCAUUCGCCCUUCUUUCUGGAUGGUGGUUGGCCAGUGACGACUUCCGAAAAGAUGGACCACUGCUCACCGUCGAGGGAUGGAGCAAUGUCAUGAAAGCGAAUGACUUCACUGGUGUUGACCUCUGUGCUGAGGAAUAUUCAGGAGCUUCUUUCCAGUCUGGUUGUCUGAUGACAACUACGGCCAACAGCCCAGCUGCCGGACCUGUGAACCAUGGUGAUGUUGUCAUCGUUGGCACUGAGUCCAUUGGCAGUUUGUCUUUCCUCAGCUUGGAGUCCGGUCUCAAGAAUAUGACCGGCACCAUGCCCACGACUGCUAUGAACUCUGAUGAGGUGGAUGUCACUGGAAAAUGGUGUAUCUUCCUCGGUGGUAUGGAUCGGUCAAUCCUGUCUCAUCUGACACAAGAGAAAUUCCAAGCACUGCAGCGCCUGUUGAGCCGUGCUCGUGGUUUAUUGUGGGUUGUUCGUCACAGCAAAAAUGAUCUUGAGUCUCUUGGUGCAAACAUGGCAAUUGGUCUCGCCCGCACAGUCCGAUCAGAGACCGGUCUCCAGUUUGCCACUCUGGAUCUAGGCGAACGGGAGAGCAUGCCUGACGCUGAAGCCGUUCACCACAUGUUGAACGUGUUCAAGGGUGUCUUCUGCCAGCGCUCGCAGUUGAUGCACAGUGACUGGGAGUUCGUUGUCCGCAAUGGUAAUGUCUGUGUUCCUCGACUGGUCGACAAUCACACCCUGAACCUCAGUGUUCAACAAGAGACACCGAAUGCACCUCCCCAGCUCCAGCCUUUCAAGCAGAACCGGGCAUUGAAACUCGCUGCUGGAGAGGGCCGAGGCUUGGAUGAGCUCUACUUCACAGACGACGUCUCCUGCAACGCAGCCCUGCCGGAUGAUCACGUUGAGAUCCAAGUGUACAGCACUGGUCUCAACUUCAGGGAUGUCUUAAUGGCAAUGGGUCAACUCAAGGGCGACAGACUAGGCCAGGAGUGCAGUGGUGUUGUUACUCAGGUAGGCUCUGCAGUCUCUGAUUUCAAGCCUGGAGAUCGCGUCUGCGCGAUGUCGCCUGGAUGUUUGUCCACUUUCACCCGAUGCCCAUCAUCCGGUGCUUGGGUCAUUCCAGAUGAUAUGUCUUAUGAGACCGCGGCUUCUAUCCCUGCUGUGUUUUGCACGGCAUACUACUCCCUCAUUGAUCUCGGUCGAUUGAGCCAAGGUGAGAGUGUCUUGAUCCAUGCCGCUGCCGGAGGAGUUGGUCAAGCCGCGAUCAUCAUUGCUCAAAGCAUUGGGGCCAAGAUCUUUGCAACGGUCGGCAGCAUCGAGAAGAAAAACUUCCUGAUGGAGACAUACCAGCUCGAGGAGGAACAAAUAUUCUUCAGCCGCGACAUUUCCUUCGCCCAGGGCAUCAAGCAAGCCACUGGUAACCAAGGUGUAGAUGUUGCACUCAACUCUCUCAGCGGAGACGCCUUGCAAGCCACCUUUGAGUGCGUUGCGCCGUUUGGACGAUUCAUUGAACUUGGCAAGCGUGACAUUACGCAGAACUCUCGAUUGGAGAUGGCCCACUUUAACAAGAAUCUUUCAUUUGCCUCGGUUGACUUGGGCAUGGUUCGGGAGAAGCGCCCGCAAUUGACCAAGCGCCUCUUGCGCGAUGCUUUCAAGCUGUUUGUCGACUCCAAUGCCCAAGCCAGAUGGCCGGUCACCGCUCUUCCAAUUUCCCAGGUCGAGACUGGAUUCCGAGCUUUACAGGGUGGCCAGGUAAUUGGCAAAAUGAUUGUUCAGAUUACAGAGGAUUCUAUGGUCAAGGUCCAUCCUGCGAGACGAGACGAGAACCUUCUCAAAUCCAAUGCAUCAUACAUCAUUAUUGGUGGAACUGGCGGCAUUGGUCUUGACAUUGCCAGCUGGUUACCAGAAAAAGGGGCCAAAAGUCUUAUCCUGGUUUCGAGGAGCGGUGCCUCGACUGAGAAGGCCAAGCAGACUAUUGCGGAGAUCACUCGCCAAGGAGUCAAUGUCGAGGUCUGUCGCUGCGAUGUUGCAGACAUGGCGAGCGUUGAACAGAACCUCGUCCCCGUUCUCGCUCGCAUGCCUCCUGCUCGCGGUGUUGUGUUCGGAGCCAUGGUCCUUCGUGAUACCCUAUUUGAGAAGCUCAGCUUCGAGGACUACCAGACGGUUAUGAUGCCCCGAGUCCACGGCAUCUGGAACGUCCAGAACGCAAUCACUACCAACAACGGCAGCGUGGACUUUUUCGUGAAUCUUUCGUCCGCCGCCAGCUUUGUCGGUAAUAUGGGUCAAUCCCCAUACGCCGCCAGUGGAACCUUCAUGGCAGCACUUGCCCAAUACCCCGAGUCAGCAAAGAUGCGCUGCUCCACAAUCGAUCUGCCCGUUGUCCGCGGAGUUGGAUAUCUAUCCGACGACCAGAAACGCGAGGCCAUCACCAAACAGCUCGGCACAGAAUCCGUCGACGCCACAGACAUCCGCGGCCUCGUCACAGCAGCCAUUCGACAAGACUUUGAUACAACCUGCGACGGCCACUGCGUAGCAGGCUUCGAAGCAGUCAAGACCACACCAAUUACCGAACAGCCAUUCUGGGUAAACGAUACUAAGCUCUCGCAUCUAUUGCGCCUAUCCACCCUCGCUGGCGCUGGUGCAUUGGCCGAUUCUGCGCAGAGUGGUGCCGAAAUUUCCCCAGCAACUGCCAUCCGUCAAUCGAAGACUCGUGAUGGCGCCGAGGCAGUGAUUGGCGCUGCUAUUCUUCAGAAGAUCUCCAGUAUCCUGAUGCGUCCCAUCGAAGAACUAGAUCCCGCUGCACCGAUUUCGGUGUAUGGCUUGGAUUCAUUGGUUGCUAUUGAGAUCCGAAACUGGAUCACCCGCGAGUUGGAGGCUAAUUUGCAAAUUCUGGAGAUCCUCACCAGUGACUCCGUUGCUGCUCUCGCGGAAACUAUUAUGAAGAAGUCGGGUAUUCUGACGCCCGAUCUUAAGACAGAGUGGGGUUUGGAUGCCCCUGAGGCCCGGGCAGGUCAAGAGUAA